Anguilla rostrata (American eel) is the source of this 5995-nucleotide messenger RNA. Its product is annotated as muscleblind-like protein 2a. Gene Ontology annotation, molecular function: RNA binding; metal ion binding. The transcript is spliced from 10 exons. Lineage: Eukaryota; Metazoa; Chordata; Actinopteri; Anguilliformes; Anguillidae. Gene Ontology annotation, biological process: regulation of RNA splicing. The record is from RefSeq and is a predicted model, not a curated record. Gene Ontology annotation, cellular component: nucleus. Bases 1049 to 2197 code for a protein of 382 amino acids.
GGGGUGGUAUGAAUCGAUGUAAAAUUUGCCUGAGCUAGACUAAAAAGUUAAUAUAUUCAAGCAUUUGUGUGGGAAAUAUUGUAUUUGCUAAGAAUGAAUUGCAGAAUAACAAAUACAACGAAAACGCCAUGACACAAACGCUGACAUUGGUAAUCUCUUUUCACCCGGACUACCUUUCUCCAAGAGCUGUCAGAGGCUUGUUGCACGUCAAGCCGUAGCGUUAGUGUAAAGUAACAGCAGGGGAAAUUAAAGUCGCAUUUGAUUUAGUUAAUUAAUUUUAUUUUACGCUACGGGAAUUGUCGAUUUUAGCCAGCCUUAAUGCAAUACGAACGAAUACGGUUUGCCAUGUUCACUUAGUUUAAGUAUUGUUUUUAGUGCCGCGGGCCCGAUUUGGCAUCUUGGUAGUGUGAAACUAGGAACAGAUCGUCGUGAUGAGGUCUCGGACAUAAAGUGCCUUGUCUGACAGCGCUCCUGCUCGAAGCAGCCGAGCGGUUGGCGCUUCGCCUCCACGCCCGUGUCCCGGCCCGACCCGCGACAGGAAGGGGAGACCUCAAGGCUCCACCCUCGGCCCGCUCUGCUUUUAUUUCGGGCCGGCCCCUGCUCUGGAGAGCACUUCAAUCGGGAAGCACAAAGGAGGCCGAGUGUUGGGGAGGCACAGAGCUUACGCGGUGCGGGCGAGCUCUACGCCCCGUCCCGCCGAACCUGAAGCAGCGGAGGAAGGGGCGGAGUCACUCGGGCCAUCUGCGGAAAGGGCACGCCCCUGAGCAUGCCCCUCUGCCCUCUCCCCCUCAGAGAUCUGCACCCUGGGAGGACUGAGUGAUCAACAACGGGACGAUUCGCUUUCUGAUUGGCCAGCCUCCUGCCCCCGCCCCUCCCCAUGGUGCCGUCGCACUGACAGGAGAGAUCCUGCAGAGAGACCUUCGCUUCGGCUUGGCCUUCCUCAGCUGGAUGUGUGGCGCCCCCUAGGCCUUGUGUGUGAGAAGCGCAGCCGAUAGCUCCACCCCCCUCCCCCUCUCCCCAGCGAAGCCUUCGGAGGCUCGGCUUCAGCAUGACACUGAACAUGUCCUCCAUACGGGACACAAAAUGGCUGACUUUGGAGGUGUGCCGGCAGUUCCAGAGAGGCACGUGCUCCCGCAGCGAUGAGGAAUGCAAAUUCGCACACCCGCCCAAGAGCUGCCAGGUGGAGAACGGCCGAGUCAUCGCCUGCUUCGACUCUCUGAAGGGCCGGUGCACGAGAGAAAACUGCAAGUACCUGCACCCCCCGGCCCAUCUGAAGACGCAGCUGGAGAUUAACGGCCGCAACAACCUGAUCCAGCAGAAGACUGCGGCCGCCAUGCUGGCGCAGCAGAUGCAGUUCAUGAUCCCUGGAACCAGCAUGCAGCCUGUGCCCUCCUUUCCUGUGACGCAGGGCCUGGGGACGAGCCCCGCCCUGGGCUACGCGCCGUACCUCACCCCCAUGACUCACGGGGUGGGCCUGGUCCCCACGGAGAUGCUCCCCAGCGCCCCCGUCAUGGUCCCCAGCAGCCCCCCGGUCACGGUGCAGGGGUCCUCCAACACGCAGAAGCUGCUGCGGACCGACAAGCUGGAGGUGUGUCGGGAGUUCCAGAGGGGUAACUGCGCUCGGGGGGAGACAGACUGCCGCUUUGCUCACCCUAGCGACAGCCCCAUGAUUGACACCAGUGACAACACGGUGACCGUCUGCAUGGACUACAUCAAGAGCCGCUGCUCCCGCGAGAAGUGCAAGUACUUCCACCCCCCUGCUCACCUACAGGCCAAAAUCAAAGCCGCGCAGCACCAGGCCAAUCAGACGGCUGUGGCAGCGCAGGCAGCCGCCGCAGCCAUGACUCAGUCGACUGCCAAAGCAAUGAAGCGACCCCUCGAGACAACUGUAGACCUGGCGUUCCCCCACGCUAUGCUGCAGCCUCUACCAAAGAGAGCGGCGCUGGAGAAGAGUAACGGCACCAGCGCUCUCUUCAGCCCCAGCAUGCUGCACUACCAGCAGGCCCUCGCCAACACACCCCUGCAGCAGCCUGCUGCCUUCUUCCCCACCGGCUCGGUCUUGUGCAUGACUCCUGCUACCAGCAUUGUCCCCAUGAUGUACAGUGCUACGCCUGCUACUGUCUCUGCAGCUACAACUCCUGCCACAAGUGUCCCCUACGCAGCAACAGCACCAGCCAAUCAGAUCAUCCUAAAGUAACCAACAGCACAGGGACCAACAGCGCGUGUCAAGAUGCUGCACUACGGAACCCGAAACGGCCCUUCUGUAAAUACUACCUGUCCCCUUCCCUAGAGCUACAACAACCUGCAUGCUAAUAGUUUAUCACCUGAGGAUGACUCAUUAACUAUAACACUGAGUGCUGGUGUAAUAUAUACAAAAUCUGUACAUGUAUUGCUAGGAAAAUACUGACAUGUAAUUUAACACUAUCAAAACAAGCAAGUAGAUACGUACACUCUAUAGGUGAAGGUGGAGAUGUCAUUUUUUUAUGAUUGUUUACCGAUGUUCUCUUAGCGUGGGUUAUUCUCAUUCUGUGUUUCCUGUUUUAAGACUCUGCACAAAGCUCACCGUAUGGGGGGGAAAACCUCAUUUGCACUGUCAGGAAAAGAGAAAUGAUGAUAAUGAUGGUGCUUGGUGUUAAGCGCUUGAUUUAAGUUUUUAGUUUUAAGAGGGGGGUCAAUGAGAAGUUUUCACAGCACUUGGAUUGUGAAUCAGGCCAAAUUGCUUGAUUUUUAUUUCUUAGGACAAAAAUAAAUAUAUAUACAUACAUGAAUGUCAUAACCGAUAACGCUGGGAUGUGGUGGGUGUGUUGGCUAUACUAUGGUUUCACCCGUACCCCCCUAAAGAUGGUACGACCCGACUCAGUGGGCGGGCCGUCUCAUGCGCACAUCCACUCUGCUUGUCAUCUGUCUGCCAAAUAAGACAAUUACAAUAGAGGAAACCUUUUAAAAUGGCCAAAGGGGUUUGAAAUGAGGGUUGCACAUAUAAUGGUAUGUUUCAUAAGCUGUGCCACAGUAGGAGACAUCCUCUGGAGCGGAGGUGGGCCUCUCCCAGUGCUGGCCAUCAGGGGGCGCCCUGGUUCCUUCAGAGCCGUGCCAAGGGUUUAGCAGAGCUGAUGCGCAGGAAAGAGACAGCCAGCCGCACCGGUCGGGUCCCAUGUCUGCAGGCAGACGGGACAGGAAACACUGGUGAAAGGCAUGCUGGGAUACCGACGGACCAGUGCAAAGGGGGGGUGGGUCGUGUUCAUGGUGUAGCUCUCUGGGGUGUGUGAUGGAGAGGGAGAAGAGUCCAGCCUCGUUAAAAGUGCAUUAGACGAUUCUCGUCAAACGGGACCGACUCACGGCAACUGCUGCUCCCCCUCCUCCGUAAUCCUGUCUGUCUUUAUUUGAGAAACUGUAGAAGUGCCUGAAAAUACACUUUUUCACAAGCGGCUUGAGUAGGCAACUGAAGAGAUAUAAAAGUUUUAAACAAGUCUCCCACCACCUCCGCUUUCAGCUAAACUUAAAGGGAGAGGGGAAAAGUGUCCACUCAGCUGGAAAGGUAAACUUUCACAGUGCUGCGAUGCACUUAAUGCCGGACCUGUGGAUUAUAGAGCGCCAACAAAACAGCACUACUCCCAACUUUCCAUAUUAAAACGAAUCAACACAGCUCGGUCAGAAUGUUCCAUAAAUUUCAGCAGUCUUUUUAAACAGUUAAGUUUGGAUAUAGUUUACAUUGGAAAGUGGGUGAUACUGAGUGAGAACUUGGGGGGGAAUGUGACAUGUUCGUUGUGCAUUUUCCUCUCAUCUUAAUAUUUGAAUUUAGUGUCGUGCAUUGUGUUUGAAAGGAGUCUCAAGUUGUUUUUCUAAGAUGGCCAUUAAGAUGUUUCAGCUGAGCACCGCUGUAGCCAGUCAGACUUCUGUCAUUGGGAGUGAUGUGCUCUUACACGUACUCACAUGUGUGUAACUAAUUCACCAUAACAUUACUUAAUAUGUUUUGUAAAAUAUUUGAAAGUUUGUUUUCAUUUGGAAUUGCGUUCAGUGGUGUUUGAGACUAAUCAUUACUUACUGCUUUCAUUUUCCCUUCCUGGUUUUUUGUACGUGUGUGUAUGCGUUGAAAACUUAAUCAGAAUCAUGAUGUAUUUUCAUGGUGCUUGAUUAAUACUGACAAUCCACAGUGACACUUCCUUUGUUCAGCAUGAAUAAAGCACUGUUCUUACUAUUUUCUUUUCUUUUUUUACACAGAAGUUAUAGUUUUAAUGUAAUUUUUGAUUUGCAAGGUGAUUGAAUAUAUUUUAUUGUCAUGAUUUAACUUUUUUUGUUUAAAUAUUAGUAAUAGAACAAUGUUGUAACCUAUUGUAUUUUCAAAUGAAUGUAAUUUAUUAAGCUUUGCUUUGACCUGAUGGAGGUUCAUCAAAAGGCCAGACAUGGCAGGUCGGCCAAUGAGAACCUAGGGGUGGCAAGGGGGCGGCAAACUGGGAACUGUUCCACCAAUGGCAAGCUCCCAGAUCUCUUUGUCAACUGUGUUGUCAUCGACACAGGAGAAGGCAUUGCAGUAUGAGCAAGUCUUUAGAAUUGCUUAUAUUAUUAAAAAGGUUUAUUGUAUAGGUAACAUUUUACCAAAAAAAAAAAAGACAUUUACUUUUCUCUGUAGUAUGGUAAUGUUUCAUAACAAUAAUAAGUUGUUGCUGUGGCAACCUAAAGUUGCAAUGACUAAAGUUAUGUAUUUUUGUAAAUGAUGUUAAUUGUUAAGUUGAUUUUUUUUUUCUUUUUCUAGAAUACUGUAUCACUCUAGAUUGUAAAACAGAUAUUGGAACAUUUCCUAUUUUAUGUCAAAAUAUAUAGUUAAUAUGUCUGCAGCAUUUAAGCAUCUUUGUAUCAGUGUACACCUGUGUUGAAGAAAUCAUAGGGAGGAGCUACCUAUUGUUUUAGUAUGAAAAUACAAAGUUAAGAAAAUUGUUCCAGCAAGAACAGAGCCCUUCAGUACAGACGUGAGCUCAUUCAGCAAAGUGAACUGACAAAAGGAGCUUUGGGUUUCAUCUAGACCAGUGGAAACUUCUGGAAGUUCUGAAAGUAGCGUGUGAUGGGUGAGUAGCAGAGUUUAGGAUUGCACUUUGUUUCCACAAGUGUAUAAUUCUUUUAUUUCUAAGAAAUGUGUAUUGUGUUAGGGUUAGGCAAAGUUGACAUCAGCGUUCAGACUCGUUGCUCACUGAACUGAGCCUGUUGGAGAAUUUAUGUUCAUUGGAGUGGACAUCUUGCACAAGAAGUUUUCACAGCAAACUGGGUGCACAUUUCAAAAAAGUUCUGCAAUAUGUAUCCAAUGUGUCUAGUGCAAAUGAGCAAAGAGACACAGUAACACAGAAAACAAAAUUCAUUUUAUCCUCAGCUGCAGUUUUUAGUACACAGGUUUUUGGUUUGUCCUUGUUUUAAAUCGAAUGAAUCUACAGUCCGAAUGUGUUGCCAAUUGCCUGAUGCGUGUUGUGCAUCUGAUUUGAUGGUAAAGGGGGUGAAUCCUCUCUUUCUAAGCAGACCAGGGUUAUAGGAAACUUUGCCUUACCUUUUAGUGUGCGUUGUUUUCCAGGUUGUGUGAUUUCUGGGCUCUUUUAAAUACGGCCGGUUGCAGUUGGUCUGCUGAAAUAAUGUUUCCAUCUCCUUUUCUUUCUUUAUUUGCCAAGUUUGUCACUACUGCCGUUUUCAUUGCGAGGCCAAUAUGGCAAGUAGUGCAGUGCAUGAUGGGUAGGCUGUGGUCUGUGUGCACCACACCGAACAGCCCCGUGCAUACUGUAACUGCUGCUGGUGUACCACCUGAAUCCAUCUCUGUUGCGGUAGUCCAUCUACAUUGGGGAUCAUAAAAAGAAGAAAGAAGCCCUUGUUGGAUUUUUAUUAGUUUUUAUGUAUCCAUUUAAAAUGUUUUAUUUGUGCAUAUAUAAUGUGCUAUCUUACGUUCUGUAGUCAGUUGUUUUGGUUCCUGAAAAAUGGUGUAAAACCUAUUGAGACAAAACAAAUAAAAUGAUAAUAAACA